Molecule: messenger RNA, 1913 nt
Organism: Rattus rattus (black rat)
Lineage: Eukaryota; Metazoa; Chordata; Mammalia; Rodentia; Muridae
Gene: Marchf3
Product: membrane associated ring-CH-type finger 3
Exons: 6
Coding region: 370-1131 (253 amino acids)
Biological process (GO): protein ubiquitination
Molecular function (GO): zinc ion binding; ubiquitin-protein transferase activity
Source: RefSeq, a predicted model, not a curated record
GAUGUCCAUUCAACAUUACAAAGCUCUGAGCAGCUUAUGGCCAACUCCGCUUAUCUUCUCAACUUUGAGAAAUUUUCUUCAUAUUUUACAACCAGCCACCUGGUUUGUAAGGUGGUUAACUAAAACUGAGAGAAGCCACAUUUGGGACAGAGGUCAUUCAGCUGAAAUCACUUAUCCUUGUGGAUGUAAGCUGGGAGUUGUAUUCUACUUCACUGAUCUCUUCUGCACAGCAACGUUUAACCUCAUGUCUCCCAUGUGGCAGAAAGAAUAUGUGGUCAGCGAGACCUUCACCUCUAUUUCAUGACGAAGCUGGAUGGAAGUCCUCUAUGAGUGUGGAAGCCAUUAACAGAGUAAUUGCUGUCUGUUGCCAUGACAACCAGUCGCUGCAGUCACCUGCCCGAAGUCUUGCCAGACUGCACCAGCUCAGCUGCGCCUGUGGUGAAGACGGUGGAGGACUGUGGCAGCCUAGUGAAUGGGCAGCCACAGUAUGUCAUGCAAGUUUCAGCCAAGGACGGGCAGCUGCUGUCAACAGUAGUGCGGACUCUUGCCACCCAGAGCCCCUUCAAUGACCGGCCAAUGUGCAGGAUCUGCCAUGAGGGCAGCAGCCAAGAGGACUUACUCUCUCCAUGUGAAUGUACUGGGACCUUGGGGACAAUCCAUCGGAGCUGCCUGGAGCACUGGCUGUCAUCCUCAAAUACCAGCUACUGUGAACUCUGCCACUUCAGGUUUGCAGUGGAGCGCAAACCCAGGCCGUUAGUGGAGUGGCUUAGGAACCCUGGCCCCCAGCAUGAGAAGCGGACUCUGUUUGGAGACAUGGUGUGCUUCUUAUUUAUAACGCCCCUGGCUACCAUCUCCGGCUGGCUGUGCCUUCGGGGCGCCGUGGACCACCUGCACUUUAGUAGUCGGCUGGAAGCCGUGGGACUGAUUGCUCUCACCGUGGCACUCUUCACGAUUUACCUCUUCUGGACACUAGUGUCAUUUAGGUACCACUGUCGAUUGUACAAUGAAUGGCGUCGGACCAAUCAGAGGGUGAUUCUCCUCAUUCCAAAGUCUGUCAACAUCCCUUCUAACCAGCAGUCCCUGCUGGGGCUCCACUCAGUCAAGAGGAACUCAAAGGAGACAAUUGUUUGAUGUCUGUGUGGUCAGAUGCUGGACUCGUUGUUGGGGGUUUAGAAGUCUCUGCACUGGGGCCAUGCGCUGAGCCACCCCAAAGCCCUUCCCUCCGUCUUUGGGUCUAAGAACAUCUUACCGCAUCGCAUCGCCUGAGUAAGGAACUCAGCCAGAAGGAAACAAUGCUGUUUGACUUCAAAAUCAUGGAUGCUGCACUCAGAUGACACUCGCUAAGCUGCCAAACAUGUCUAUCUAGCAGAUACUGUAAGGACUUUCUGAACACCUCUUUAACAUACGAGGAAGGUUGUCCUGCUGAGGAUGCAACGCAAUUCUUCCUUUUUUAUUACUAUCGCAAAUAUAUAUAUAUAUAUAUAAAUAUAUAAUUUAGAUGAUAAUCAAAAUUGAAAAGCCAAUGUACAAACUGGUUUCUUGGUUUGGGUGGGUUUUAUUUGGGUUAGUUUAUUCAUUUCCCCGUUUCUACUGUGGAUCUUUGGUGGCUAACUUGAGGGCCCGAGUGGUCUUUUUCAUCUUUUAUGUCCCUUAUUCAAGGAGACAGCAUAAUUACUGCAGAACAAGUCACAUUUGAAGGGUGUUUUGUACUAAACCUCAUUCAGUUAUUCAGUUUUUAAAAGGGAAAAAAAGGUGUGGCAACUCAGCACACCACACGGUGAGCUGUUUAUUUAAAUAUCAAGGAGGAAGACAUGGCGAGAGGCCCCCUCCUUUGAACUCGUUUGGUACUGACAGCUGAUAGAAGCUAUUUUCUAAUAAUAAAUAUCCGGUGUGUGAAAGACAAGCCUUACUGA